AGCUCCGCAGAUCGUCAGCGAGUAUAGGCUGUUGUUCCUUCACUUUACAAUUUCACUUAAGAACCCAAGCUUAACACAAAAAUAAUAAAAAAUCAAGUAUAAAAAUUUAACAAAAAACAAGGAAGAAAAUCUCAAUAAAACUACUAAUCAAAAGUAAUCCCAGCAUUUGCUCCGUCCUCGAGGUUCGGCGUUAAUUACAAGAGAUUAAAAGACAAGCAAAAGCGAAUUAAAAGCAAAUAACGAAAAAGUCUUCGUUCCCCAAUCCCAAAUCCAGAGAAAAUCUCUCACAUAUAACUAGUGCGUGCAUUUUGAAUCGAGAACUUUUCAAAGUGAAUUUUUUAAGGCAAUACGUCGACGAUAUCCGCAGGAUAAUCGAGGAGAAAAUGUCGCUCAAUCCGAAUGGGUAUAAACUCUCCGACAGGACGGGUAAACUAACAUCAUAUGAUCUCUUGCCUACAACAGUCACUGCAGGAGCUGAGACACGUGAAUUUCUAUUGAAAGUUGUUGAUGUGCUCUUGGAUUUCGUAAAGGCCACCAAUGAUCGAAAUGAAAAGGUGUUGGAUUUCCAUCAUCCAGAGGAUAUGAAACGUCUCCUGGACUUGGAUGUGCCAGAUCGGGCAUUGCCGUUGCAGCAAUUGAUUGAGGAUUGUGCCACCACACUGAAGUAUCAGGUGAAGACGGGACAUCCUCAUUUCUUCAAUCAGCUAUCUUGCGGAUUGGAUCUGAUCUCCAUGGCUGGCGAAUGGUUGACCGCCACUGCCAAUACGAAUAUGUUCACAUAUGAAAUUGCUCCCGUUUUCAUUCUCAUGGAGAAUGUGGUCUUGACCAAGAUGCGUGAGAUAAUUGGAUGGUCAGGUGGUGAUUCGAUUCUGGCACCUGGUGGUUCCAUUUCCAAUUUAUAUGCCUUUUUGGCUGCUCGUCACAAGAUGUUCCCCAAUUACAAGGAGCAUGGAUCUGUUGGUUUGCCCGGCACACUGGUUAUGUUCACUUCGGAUCAGUGCCAUUAUUCGAUUAAAUCCUGUGCCGCUGUCUGCGGUUUGGGUACAGAUCAUUGCAUUGUUGUGCCCUCAGAUGAGCAUGGCAAAAUGAUUACAUCCGAAUUGGAGCGUUUGAUCUUGGAGCGCAAGGCCAAAGGAGAUAUCCCAUUCUUUGUGAAUGCCACCGCCGGCACUACGGUUUUAGGUGCAUUUGAUGAUAUCAAUGCCAUUGCGGAUAUUUGCCAGAAAUACAAUUGUUGGAUGCAUAUCGAUGCUGCUUGGGGUGGUGGCCUAAUGAUGUCCCGCAAGCAUCGUCAUCCCAGAUUUACUGGAGUUGAGCGAGCCGAUUCGGUUACCUGGAAUCCACAUAAACUGAUGGGAGCUUUACUCCAGUGCUCGACCAUUCAUUUCAAGGAAGAUGGUCUGCUCAUCAGCUGCAAUCAGAUGUCGGCCGAAUAUCUAUUCAUGACCGAUAAACAGUAUGAUAUUAGCUAUGAUACUGGCGAUAAGGUCAUCCAAUGCGGUCGCCAUAACGAUAUCUUUAAACUGUGGCUACAAUGGCGUGCCAAGGGCACCGAAGGAUUCGAACAGCAGCAGGAUCAUUUGAUGGAACUGGUGCAAUAUCAAUUGAAACGCAUACGGGAGCAAUCCGAUCGAUUCCAUUUGAUUAUGGAACCCGAGUUGGUGAAUGUCUCGUUCUGGUAUGUGCCCAAACGUUUGCGCGGUGUGCCCCAUGAUGCCAAAAAGGAGGUGGAAUUGGGCAAAAUCUGUCCCAUCAUCAAGGGACGAAUGAUGCAGAAGGGCACUUUAAUGGUCGGCUAUCAGCCCGAUGAUCGACGUCCAAAUUUUUUCCGUUCGAUCAUCUCAUCGGCUGCCGUAACCGAGGCUGAUGUUGAUUUUAUGCUUGAUGAAAUUCAUCGUUUGGGUGAUGAUUUGUAAGCGAAAAAAAAUCGUUAUCGAAUGGCAUUAAAAACCAAGAAGUAUCUUUAAGGUAACAGCAUAUCACUGAGGGAGAAUGAAGUAAAAUGAAUUGAUGAAAAUGAGAAGAAAACCCAAAAAGAAAAACCAAAAAAAAA
Drosophila willistoni is the source of this 2053-nucleotide messenger RNA. It is a transcript of the gene Gad1, whose product is annotated as glutamate decarboxylase. The record is from RefSeq and is a predicted model, not a curated record. NCBI's taxonomy places the organism in Eukaryota, Metazoa, Arthropoda, Insecta, Diptera, Drosophilidae. Gene Ontology annotation, biological process: carboxylic acid metabolic process. Gene Ontology annotation, cellular component: cytoplasm. Gene Ontology annotation, molecular function: carboxy-lyase activity; pyridoxal phosphate binding. The transcript has 8 exons. The coding region runs from base 384 to 1916 and encodes 510 amino acids.